AUGUUUUGUUUCAUGUGGUUGAUGCUUAUGUCCCAGUUAUGGCAAAUGAGUACACAGAUGGUCUUGCUAAAAGUCAGUCAAAUUAGUCUUAGACGACUUGGUCAAGUCAUUCAACGGGGUUUUGUUGCAAGAGAGAAGAUGCACAAUGCAGCUACCAUUGAUGGUAUGGCCGUUUCUUCCACAUUCCUUGGGAUUAUUCACUCAAUGGCUCACAAAACAGGAGCCGCUUUCCGUCUUCCAUAUGGUCGAUGUGUUGCAGUGUUGUUGAAGUCUGAGACUAUGGCUGAGGGAGUUGAAGUUCUUGCAAAGGCAAAAACUUCAACACAUAUUAGAAUUGAAAUUCAAAAAAUACACUUUCACAACUCUUUAUUUAUGGUACAUUGUUAUAAAUAA
Messenger RNA from Entamoeba invadens IP1, 393 nucleotides. RefSeq lists its product as hypothetical. Gene Ontology annotation, cellular component: mitochondrion. Gene Ontology annotation, molecular function: alcohol dehydrogenase (NAD+) activity; metal ion binding. The transcript is spliced from 2 exons. The coding region runs from base 1 to 393 and encodes 130 amino acids. Lineage: Eukaryota; Evosea; Mastigamoebida; Endamoebidae. The record is from RefSeq and is a predicted model, not a curated record.